AGGCGUUUGCGAGAGGAGAUACGAGCUGGACGCCUGGCCCUUCCCUCCCACCGGGUCCUAGUCCACCGCUCCCGGCGCCGGCUCCCCGCCUCUCCCGCUAUGUACCGACCGCGAGCCCGGGCGGCUCCCGAGGGCAGGGUCCGGGGCUGCGCGGUGCCCAGCACCGUGCUCCUGCUGCUCGCCUACCUGGCUUACCUGGCGCUGGGCACCGGCGUGUUCUGGACGCUGGAGGGCCGCGCGGCGCAGGACUCCAGCCGCAGCUUCCAGCGCGACAAGUGGGAGCUGUUGCAGAACUUCACGUGUCUGGACCGCCCGGCGCUGGACUCGCUGAUCCGGGAUGUCGUCCAAGCAUACAAAAACGGAGCCAGCCUCCUCAGCAACACCACCAGCAUGGGGCGCUGGGAGCUCGUGGGCUCCUUCUUCUUUUCUGUGUCCACCAUCACCACCAUUGGCUAUGGCAACCUGAGCCCCAACACGAUGGCUGCCCGCCUCUUCUGCAUCUUCUUUGCCCUUGUGGGGAUCCCACUCAACCUCGUGGUGCUCAACCGACUGGGGCAUCUCAUGCAGCAGGGAGUAAACCACUGGGCCAGCAGGCUGGGGGGCACCUGGCAGGAUCCUGACAAGGCGCGGUGGCUGGCGGGCUCUGGCGCCCUCCUCUCGGGCCUCCUGCUCUUCCUGCUGCUGCCACCGCUGCUCUUCUCCCACAUGGAGGGCUGGAGCUACACAGAGGGCUUCUACUUCGCCUUCAUCACCCUCAGCACCGUGGGCUUCGGCGACUACGUGAUUGCAAGCUGCCUCAUUUCAGAUACGAGAAAACCAAACAGAGACUGGCAAACACUAGAGCGGACAUCGAAAUCCUCUGGGGGCUUGUUAAAAUACAGAUUUCUGGCCGGGCACGGUGGCUCACACCUGUAAUUCUAACACUUUGGGAGGCCGAGGAAUGAACCCCUCCCAGAGGUACCCACUGUGGUACAAGAACAUGGUGUCCCUGUGGAUCCUCUUUGGGAUGGCAUGGCUGGCCUUGAUCAUCAAACUCAUCCUCUCCCAGCUGGAGACGCCAGGGAGGGUAUGUUCCUGCUGCCACCACAGCUCUAAGGAAGACUUCAAGUCCCAAAGCUGGAGACAGGGACCUGACCGGGAGCCAGAGUCCCACUCCCCACAGCAAGGAUGCUAUCCAGAGGGACCCAUGGGAAUCAUACAGCAUCUGGAACCUUCUGCUCACGCUGCAGGCUGUGGCAAGGACAGCUAGUUAUACUCCAUUCUUUGGUCGUCGUCCUCGGUAGCAAGACCCCUGAUUUUAAGCUUUGCACAUGUCCACCCAAACUAAAGACUACAUUUUCCAUCCACCCUAGAGGCUGGGUGCAGCUAUAUGAUUAAUUCUGCCCAAUAGGGUAUACAGAGACAUGUCCUGGGUGACAUGGGAUGUGACUUUCGGGUGUCGGGGCAGCAUGCCCUUCUCCCCCACUUCCUUACUUUAGCGGGCUGCAAUGCCGCCGAUAUGAUGGCUGGGAGCUCUGGCAGCCAUACGGCACCAUGAAGUAGCGGCAAUGUUUGAGCGGCACAAUAAGAUAGGAAGAGUCUGGAUCUCUGAUGAUCACAGAGCCAUCCUAACAAACGGAAUAUCACCCGACCUCCUUUAUGUGAGAGAGAAAUAAACAUCUUAUGUAAAAUACCA
This is a messenger RNA of Homo sapiens (human), 1675 nucleotides long. RefSeq names its product potassium two pore domain channel subfamily K member 17 (gene KCNK17). Bases 100 to 915 code for a protein of 271 amino acids. Gene Ontology annotation, molecular function: potassium channel activity. Lineage: Eukaryota; Metazoa; Chordata; Mammalia; Primates; Hominidae. Gene Ontology annotation, biological process: potassium ion transmembrane transport. The record is from RefSeq and is marked reviewed. Gene Ontology annotation, cellular component: plasma membrane; membrane. The transcript is spliced from 6 exons.